This is a messenger RNA of Caenorhabditis bovis, 285 nucleotides long. The record is from the annotation of a GenBank genome assembly. Lineage: Eukaryota; Metazoa; Nematoda; Chromadorea; Rhabditida; Rhabditidae.
AUGUCGGAAGCUCCUGCGGCAGCGUCAGGAAGUAAAGUGACUUUCAAAAUUACACUGACAAGUGAUCCGAAGCUUCCGUUUAAAGUGCUUUCGGUCCCUGAAUCGACGCCGUUUACCGCUGUUUUGAAAUUCGCUGCGGAGGAAUUCAAAGUUCCAGCUGCGACAUCCGCUAUUAUCACAAACGAUGGAGUCGGAAUAAACCCAGCGCAAUCUGCUGGAAAUAUCUUCCUUAAACACGGCAGUGAGCUUCGGCUGAUCCCAAGAGAUCGUGUUGGGCACUUCUAA